AUGGACGCGCUUCAAGCGUACAACAAUGUAUGUUUACAGUUCAACAUCCUCCUCAAAUCGCACCGUUCGACACGCGGCGUGCUCGUCGUCACAACUGGCGCCGAAUACCAGUACUAUGUGGGACUGAAGGUGGCCGGACGGACUCAAUCGACUGUGAAACGGACACCGACCAAGACCGCCCAGACCUUCACCACCUACUCUGACAACCAGCCGGGAGUGUUGAUCCAGGUCUACGAGGGAGAGCGUGCCCUGACCAAGGACAACAACCUGCUCGGAAAGUUCGAGCUCUCUGGAAUCCCACCAGCGAUUUUACUCCAACACCCAGCAUCCACCGAAUGCCACGUCCUUCUCCCUCCUUCCUGUCGUCUUCUGCACUUUCUUUGUUCGCUUGUUGUCUUGCUAGAAUCACCUCUCCUGAACUGA
This is a messenger RNA of Caenorhabditis sp. 36 PRJEB53466, 423 nucleotides long. The record is from the annotation of a GenBank genome assembly. Lineage: Eukaryota; Metazoa; Nematoda; Chromadorea; Rhabditida; Rhabditidae.